UAUCCAUGAGUUCUCUUUUCCAAUAGUUAAGAAAGUAUCAUUUAGUUAUUUCUUUUAAUUAGUCAUAGUUUAAAAACCCAUCUAAAUCAUUGAUUGCACUUAGAUUAAGUGAUUACUUGCAUUCUCGGUGCUUUGAUAUCUCUCAGAACUGGUUCGACAAUCAUUUAUACUACAGCAUUUGUCUUAGGAGCCUUGAAAACUCCUAACAUCAGUAAACAAUUUGGUUGAACAAAUAAGUGUCAUCAACGACAACUCAGUAGACGAUUCGGUGAAACAAAUUAGUGAGUCGUAAACUCUCACAUCAACCACCAAUACUCAUUUAUGUUUCACUAAUUCUUUUAAAUCUUUUUUUUUGUUAGUAAACAUGACUGAACAAGUCCUUUUUGGUUUCAUUGGAGGAAUAUGAAAGGAGAAAGAAAGACCUGCAUGGUGCUACAAGAGCAUUUGGAUUAGGAAAUUGGAAAGAGCAUAUCGUACAGCUACAAAUCAUCUUUGGUUUGUUUGGUUUUUAGCUCGUCCAGUUUUGAUGUGUUCACUGAUUAUUGUUGAAGACAUUUUAGGAGAGAGACAAAGAGAGUUAACUAGUAAAGGAGAGAGAGUGAGUUUCACAAAACUAACUAGUAAAGGAAAGAGAAUGAGUUUCAGAAAACUGAAACGGAAGCUUUUGGGUUUAGCGGUAAUAAAGACUUUACACAGACAGAAAGUAUGUCUCAUGUGACAAGUGCCGUAAAAUGUAACCGAAUUCUUGAAAUUUGUCUCUGAACAUAAUUUUCUCAAACCUUAUGCAUACCAUGAUGUCCAAAAUAUCUUAUCAAUGUUGUAUUGUCCACAAUUAAUAUAUUUUAACUCAUAAUCAAAAUUGUAAGUUUUGUGAGAGAGAGAGAGAGAGAGAGAGAGAGAGAGAGAGAGAGAGAGAGAGAGAUAGAUAGAUAGAGAGAGAGAGAGAGAGAGAUUUAGCUUAGAUGUGAGAUGAUUUGAAAACAAUAGUUUUGAACACUUCUGUGGGGCCAGGAUACCUCUGUAUAAUUAAAAAAAAAAAAGCAUAACAAAACGGUAGGACUAUAAACUGGUCUGAUCAGUUUUCUCAUGACUUAAGAGUCACCAGUUGUUUGUUAUUAAUAUUGUUCGUCUCAUCGGUUUCAGCUUUGUUUUACUUUUGAAAACUGGUAAUUAAAUAUAUUAUAAAAGUCCAAAAACGUUUCUUAACCUUCUUUCCAUUAAAUAUAAAUAGGUAUGGGAUUGUACUAUCAGCAAUCAAAACACAAUUUCGAUAAAGACUCAUAUAUUUGAAGAAAUCUAUAUUCUUUUUUUCCUUAUCUCAUAAUGUCUAUUAAACAUGUUUUUUUCUCAAUGGUGGUUGUGUGUGUUGUAGUCUCUGCCAAUGCUCAACUACCCCAGUUUCCCAUCUCAUUUCCUUUUCCACUCCCAUUCCAACCAAGUCUCGGCAUUCCCGGAUUACCUGAUGUGGCAAAAUGUUGGUCUUCAUUGAUGGAUAUUCCAGGAUGCAUUAUAGAGAUUUACACAUCUAUACUCACAGGACCAUUUGGACAUAUAGGUCCCUCUUGUUGCAAAGCAUUUUUGGAAGCAGAAGCCAAUUGCUUACCGAAACUUCCAUUCAUUCCACUUUUUCCUCUCAAAGAACAAUGUUCAAAAAUUUCUAGCGCAGCUCCUCCUACCACAAAAUAGAGUUUCAAAUUAAUAGAAGUAAUAGCUAUGUCGUUUUUAUUUUCAAUGUAUUUUAACAUUUUAGCUAAAUUCUACGAUGUUAUCCUCCAAAAAUACGAAUAUGUAAACAUAAUUUUAGAAGUAAAAAAACUUCCAGCAUUUACUUCUAAAUUAACCAUGUGGUUCAUGCCUGUGAAGAUUCUCAACCAAUCUUAAUUAAUAAACAUAUUUAAAUUAUACUACAAACUAAACAGUACAAUUUGAUAUAUGAGAAAGUACAUGGAUGCGUCUACACAAUAAAUAUAAAUAAAAACAUUCAGAAGGAUCGAUUUAAGAUAUGAGUUUCAUUUUACGACAAAUCCUAUAAAGUCUAUUCAUAAUUUUCUUAUAAGCUGUACAAGUUUCCUUUAUUUCGUCUGUUUAUUUUUUGUUUCAUAAAAAAACAUUUUUGUAUUGCGAAAUUAGGCAGUAUAGCCACAAAACAAAAGAUAAUUAAGUAUAUAACCAAAAAAAAAUACCUCCAUUAUUUCUGAAAUAUAUAUUAUAUUGCCCUUGUCAUCCGGUUAAUGUUAAAUCAAAAUAUCUUCUUCUUUUUCAUUUAUCAAUUACCAUUACUCUUCUUCCAUCUCCAUUAUCUCUCCUUCCGCCACCGUUACAAUAUAUUCAUCACCAACUUCAUGAUGUGUUCUGUACUUAUCUUAUCCAUAAGCACCACUUUUUUAUAAUCAAUUUUAUUUUUCCUAAUUAUUAUCACUUUAUUUAUAUUCACAUUCAUCAUUGAGUCGCCAUCACCACAAUCACCAUAACAACCUCUGAAUCUAUAAUCUCUGCUAGUACUGUAAAUUCAUGGUUGUACUAUAAUAUUUAAACAAUUUGUACUAUGUUAUUUAGUUUGUUACUAUUCUAUUUUAAAAAUAUUUCAUAUUCUGGAGGAAGAAUGAAAUCUUAGAACCAGACCAAGAUAGGGAUCCUUAUCCCUCGAUAAUAUGAUAUAUUUGGAAGGCUCGUAAUGAUAAACUUUUCAGGGGAAUAGACAGAGACCCAUUGGAACUAGUUCGAUAUGCAGAAAGUGAAUGUCAAGCCUGGUUUAAUGCAAACGACAGAAUACCACCAGUAGUACAGGUCAGCAAUAAUGAGGAAAGCCAAACCUUAAGCUUGGGUAAUAUUUGCCUAAUAGAUGGAUCUUGGACAGCUUAUGAUCGCUUUAGUGGAUGUGGAUGGGUCUGGAUAGAUAGCGGGGAGAACACACAGCUUAUGGGAACACAUAAUUUCGCGAGAUGUGAAUCAGCAUUGCAUUCGGAGGUAGAAACACUGCGAUGGGCGAUGGAGAAUAUGCUUCAACACUCGCCAUGCCAGAGCUUUGGAACAGAUUGCAAGGAGCUGAUUGCAGUGAUAAAGGAACCCCAAGAGUGGCCAAGCUUCACGACAUAAUUGGAGAAGAUAAAGAUGCUGCAGAUUUGCUUCCCGGACUUCAAAAUCACCCAUGUGCCACGAGCGCGCAACCAGUUUUCUGAUUUUUUGGCUAAAACUGCUAGGACCUUUCGUAGAGAGUUACUUUUCAUUGGUUGUUCUAUUCCGGUCUGGUUACCCAGACCACCUCAAGCUUGAGUAAUAGAAUAGCCAUUCGACGUCAAAAAAAAAAUCAACUAUGUGCAUAUUUUUAUAUUUGAGUUAGGGUUUAGAUUUGUUUAGCGUUUGGUGAUUAGUGUUUUGGGUUUAGUUAUGGAAGAUUUGGAUUGAAGUUGGGGUAAGCAUUAUCUAUUUCUGCAAUCAUGAACACUUCAAAAUUUGAACAAUAUAUAGUUGAUAUCUUGCAUAUUUGCAUUGUUUUAUUCAUUCAUCCAUGAGCAUUUUCAUCAUAUAGAUUAGGAUUUAGUCAUGUGUAGGUUGCAUUUUGCAUUCAUUGUCCUUAUUAGGUGUUGGAGUGCCACAUGGAGUUCUUCGGGACAUUUGGAUGCAUUUGGAGCUUAAAGGACGUGAAACAGGUGAUCAUUGGACGAGCAGAGCAUGGGAGCGAGGUUCCGCAGCGACGUCAUGAGGUCGCUCCAAAGCACCUCUCAGAGCGACCUAGCUAGAGCGACCCCAUGAAGUCGCUCGCCAUAUUUCAUCCCGUUGGAAGCCCAGAGCGACUUGCCCAAAGCGACGCACCGAGGUCGCUCGCAUCUCACACCCCUCUCGGAGCGACCUCCCAAAGCGACACCCCGAGGUCGCUCGCAUCUCUAUGGCGAGACGACAAGAAGCGAAGCCCGGAGCGACCUCUCAGAGCGACCCACUGAGGUCGCUCCCGAAGGCCGGAGCGACUUGUCGGAGCGACAUGCCGAGGUCGCUCCGCGUCUAUUGUUGGGUCGAUUUCUAUUUUACUUAAGGGCCUUUUGGUCAUUUCAUUAUGCACGUUUUACCCUUCUAAAAAACCUAAGUUAAGUACUUUUGUAAGCCAUUGGAGGCAAGAUAAUCUCUUUUCUAGAGAAGAACUAGUAAAAAACCUCUUUUGAUUCAGAUUU
Messenger RNA from Brassica rapa (field mustard), 4166 nucleotides. RefSeq lists its product as uncharacterized. The record is from RefSeq and is a predicted model, not a curated record. NCBI's taxonomy places the organism in Eukaryota, Viridiplantae, Streptophyta, Magnoliopsida, Brassicales, Brassicaceae. Gene Ontology annotation, cellular component: extracellular region; vesicle. Gene Ontology annotation, biological process: regulation of double fertilization forming a zygote and endosperm; regulation of protein localization to cell surface; double fertilization forming a zygote and endosperm.